CGAUGAGAUUCGCUUACGUCCGGUUCCUCUUUCUCAUUUCCGGUUGCACUGCAAUUUCUCGAUCGGAAACAAGAGAGUACGAGAGAACUAGAAGUUUUUUAAGAGAGAAGAGACAUUUGCUUUUUCCUGAUCCAAAGGAUAGCGAAACAAAAGUUCAGGUGCUUUUUGGUCUUGGUCUACCGAUGGAGGAGGAUAUAUCUAUGACUCUCGGUUACGUGCUGAAGUGUAAUUACGAUCUACCCUACAAUUCGUCGGAUUUCACAAGAGCUCACGCACGAUUUAAAAAGUUCACCGACAACGCUCUACCGCAGGGUGAAAAACCGGAGCACCGAGGUUUGAGCCGUUGGACCCUCUACAGAAUGCUGGAAUCAGCGAUGGGAAAGCUAGGCUCCGGUAAGGCUUGUCUACUCCGUGCCGUUUGCGAAUCAGCGUCGAAUCCCUUCGAGAAAGGACGCGGACUCCUAGGGGAACUCUUGCACGUUCUACUUACGCCCUCAACGACCUUCGAAGAAUACGAAAUCUACUCUGAUCGCGAAUACUUCGCGGCCGAGAAGAUCGGGCGGAACUCCAAUGGGAGAUGCGGAUACUUUUAUUCGGAGUGCCAAUACAAUCCGUUAGAUUAUUUUACGAUCAUCCGUGCCCUCUAAGCAUCAACGAGAAAACAUCUGCCACGUUCUCUCUUUUACUAUUACUUUCUUACGUUAUUAUUCCGCAGAGCGGAUGCUCUCUAUACGAAUGAUUCUGUGCAAUGAAUGGAGUGCGAUGUGUGACUCAAGAAUUAUAGAGAAAAAUAAUAUUAUCAUGAAGCAGCAAUGAGUUCAUAUCGUAAAGGAUUAAAUAAGUAAAUAUUAUUUCCAAUAAGAAUUUCAUUGUCGAUGUAAUCUAUAUAUAUAUAUAUAUAUAUUUUUUUUUCAUAUUAUCCAUUUAGAAUUUGACAUAUAUAAAAUCGAUUUUAAGCGAUUCGUUCGUAAGUACAUUGAAAGUCAUUUAAUCCUCGUAGUGCAUAGUAAUAAGCUUAAUAAAGACUAAUAACUUUAUGUAACAUAGCUGAAAUAUCGACAUCAUACCAAAUGCGUUACGCUGAAUUUAAAAUGACGUUAUUACAUCGGAAAUAUAUGCGUGAGUCCGUAAUGUA
Messenger RNA from Vespa velutina, 1135 nucleotides. RefSeq lists its product as uncharacterized. The record is from RefSeq and is a predicted model, not a curated record. Bases 3 to 647 code for a protein of 214 amino acids. The transcript has 3 exons. Lineage: Eukaryota; Metazoa; Arthropoda; Insecta; Hymenoptera; Vespidae.